This is a messenger RNA of Condylostylus longicornis, 2224 nucleotides long. Its product is annotated as hornerin. The transcript is spliced from 6 exons. Lineage: Eukaryota; Metazoa; Arthropoda; Insecta; Diptera; Dolichopodidae. Bases 103 to 2121 code for a protein of 672 amino acids. The record is from RefSeq and is a predicted model, not a curated record.
CAAAUCAUAAAGUUGCUUCCUUAAGGGAAAAUUGAAACGUUAAUAUUAUAAAAAAAAAUUAAAAAAUAAUAUUAAAUAAUAAAUAAUUUUAUAUAGAAUAAAAUGAAAUUAUUAUUUGUAUUAGCGUUAUGUCUAGGAUUAACCCUAGCCGAUGUUUCCGACCCUCAACAUAGGCGGGGAUACAGGUAUAACCAAAUUCACUUUGAACAACACAAACAAACUAUUGAUGAAGCUAAAAAAGAAUUGGAACAAAAUUUAGGCUCUAAUGUAGAUGUAGAUUUUCAAAAAAAUGUUGGAACUGGUAAUUGUGUAACAACUUGCGGAGGAGGAGCCACAACUAUUGAAUUAGGAGCUGAAAAUUUUGAUACUCAAUUUGGUGGAGCUCUUGGUACAUUUGGUAUUACUGGAGCAAGUGGUAGCGAUAUUGAAUCAGCAAGCCAUCAUACAUCAUCACAUGGAGUAGCUCCAAUUUCAGUAUCAUCAUCAGCAGGAUCUGAACAUUUUGAAUCAGCAUCUAGUAGUCGUCAAACAAGUCAACCAGUUUAUAUUCCAAUUUCAACUGGAGGCGGUUCAGAAAGCAGUUACAGCCAUCAAAGCCAAAAAGUUAUAACACAACAAGCUCAACCUGUCUACAUUCAACCAUCUGGUGGCUCUGAAAGUAGCUAUAGUCAUCAAAGUCAAAAAGUAAUAACACAACAAGCUCAACCUGUUUUCAUUCAACCAUCUGGAGGUUCUGAAAGUAGUUACAGUCAUCAAAGUCAAAAGGUUAUAACACAGCAAGCACAACCAGUUUAUAUUCAACCAUCUGGUGGUUCUGAAAGUAGCUAUCAUCAUCGUAGUGAAAAAGUAAUUACAUCACAAGCAGCACCAGUUGUUAUUCCACAAGCAUCUUCCGGUGGAUCAUCAAGUUCGUAUCAUCAUAGCAGUCAAAGAAUAAUUAAACCUUCCACAUUUUAUGUUCAACCAACUGGAGGUACAUCAGAAUUUUCACAACAUUAUGAAAAGAAAAUCGAAGCACAACAACCAAUACCGAUUCAAUAUAGUCCAAGUGGAUCAGAAUCAUAUCAUCAUGCUACUCAUAAGAAAAUAGUUCAGUCAGUUCAACCACAAGUAAUUGUUCAACCAACUGUUGGAGGUUCCGAAAGUUAUGUACAUGAAGAAAGCCGUAAAGUUGAACAACAAGCUGUUCCUACAUUUACAUAUACACCAAGUUAUGGUGGUGGCAGCUCAUCAUAUAAUUUCCAUUCUGAAAAAGUAAUAAAAGCAACACCAACAUUGGCUACAAUAAUUGCGCCAUCUGGUGGUUCAGAAAGUUAUCAUCAUGAAUCACGCGUCUCAAAAAUUCAACAAGCCCAACCACAAAUAACAUACGUUGCACCAUCUGGUGGAUCAGAAUUUAGCAGCCAUUAUUCAAAAAAAGUAACAAGCAAUGCAGCACAACCAAUUGUUUAUCAACCAGCUGGUGGCAGUUCAUCAUCACAUUCAUCAUAUUCACAUUCAGCAAAUAGUGGUAGUUUUGGUAGCAGUCCACUUAUAAUUGGCGGAGCUGGUGGUUUAGGUGGAUCAAGCUCACAUUUUGAAAGUAGUCGAUUAACAAGUGGUGGUAGUGGAGGUUUUGGAUCUACUGGCAUUUUGGGUUCAACUGGUUUUGGUAGCUCAGGUUCUGAAUUUUCUAGUCAAUUUGGAUCAUCCUUCGGUAGUCAUGGUUUUGGUUCAUCUGGAUUUGGUCAUUCCGAUUUACACCAAUACAUGUCAGAAUCUGAACGCUUAGCUAGAUUACAAGCACAACAGGCUGGUGUUGGCGGUUUAACAACUGGUAGUUCACAAUUUGGUUCAGGAUUCGGUUCAUCAAGUGAUAUUGCCCUAGGUAGUGGUGUUAGCGGUGGUGUUAGUGGUGGUGCUGCUGGUGGAAGUGGUUUUAAAAGUAAAUCAUGGGAAAAGAGUUCAAAAUGGUCUUCAGGAACUGAGUAUGGAAGUGAUGGUAAACCAAAACAAUAUAAUUUAAUUUCAACAGCUGAAGGAGAACAUGUCAAUGUUAAUGGAAAAGAAGCUGGUUAUAAAGCAGCCACAACAACUGUCGAUGAAGAUGGAAAAGUUUCAACAUACAGCAUUCAUACAUAAAGUUUAUUUUGAAAGCACUUUAGUGUGGUGUUCAUUAAAAUUUAAGAUAUAAUUUUAAGUGUUUUGUUUAUAUAGUAAAAGUUUUGUCUAAAUUAAUAAUUAA